Vanessa tameamea is the source of this 699-nucleotide messenger RNA. RefSeq lists its product as uncharacterized. The record is from RefSeq and is a predicted model, not a curated record. The coding region runs from base 97 to 645 and encodes 182 amino acids. Lineage: Eukaryota; Metazoa; Arthropoda; Insecta; Lepidoptera; Nymphalidae. The transcript has a single exon.
AACUGUUACUAAAUUAUGUUAAUAUGUUUUACUCCGAUAGAUCAUAUAAGAAGCUGAAGAAAAGUAGAAGUUCUCCUAACACUAAGUUCAAUUAUAAUGGACAAUUACCAAAAACAACCGUUAAAAUUGUACGUACAAGAUAUUUUUCGCGCUAAAAGGACAGAAGGAAAUAAAUAUAUUUACGAAAUCUUCGGUAUUAAAUUUAAGAACAUUAUGAUACACGGUGUAGUCACGUCAAUGUACAAUACCACGACAAAAUCAACUAACUUUGAAAUAAGCGAUCCUACUGGCUGUGUGCAAGUUUACUACGACUCAACGAAAAAUAACACAGCUGUGUCCGAUGCCACCAUGAAAGACCUUGUGAAAAAUCUUUCAAUAAUUUCACGAAGAGGUGACGAUAACGCACCUACCAUGGCGGCUUUAUUGAAUUCCAUAGAAAAGAAACAUUUUAAUUCAUUUGAUUUUGUUGAAGGUUCUAAUGUGAGUGUCAUUGGUGAUAUAUUUAUUGACGAUUUAAAAAAUACAAGAAUGCUAUCCGCUUAUCAAUGUAAGACUACAACAGUGGAAAGGGAUAUAGUUUGGUUGGAAGAAUUGAAGUAUAUUUAUAAUAAAUAUUAUAUACCGAAUAUGGAUCUUAAACAAUAAUAGAAAUAAUUAUAUAGUUUGUUAUUUAGUUAAGGAUUGUUCAUAUUUAUUGCA